This is a messenger RNA of Cylicostephanus goldi, 489 nucleotides long. The record is from the annotation of a GenBank genome assembly. NCBI's taxonomy places the organism in Eukaryota, Metazoa, Nematoda, Chromadorea, Rhabditida, Strongylidae.
AUGGUGUGCGAUGCUUGUGAGUUUGACUUCUUAGCAACACUUUUUCUUGGUCAUGAUGUGGUUUUAGGUCAGAAGAAGCUCACCAAAAUUGUUGGGAUAGAUCCUUAUCGCAAUAAAGUGUACAACAAAUUGCCAGGGGUGCAGAAGAGGCCACCGGCGAAUCAGAACAAAUUAAUUGGAAGCGAGAAAAAAUUCGAAAACAUAGCCGAAUGUACUAUUUCUUCUCUGCAGGGCAACAGUGAUGAAUGUGAAAUGCAAAAUUUGCAAAUGUGCAAUACAUCAAGUUGGCUCGCACUAUUGCCAGACGUGCGCCUACCAAAAAGGAAUCUGUGCGAUGUGCGGGAAGAGAAUCCUCAAUACCAAAGGCUUGCGUCAAAGCACUGUAUAGGUUGCAAUUACUCUGACUGCGUCCAUAGCUUGAAAGUGCGAUCAAAAGCUGAUGACAUUAACCACUUCCCAUCCGGGCUGAUAUCAACGCACAUAACCUGA